AUGAGCACAAACCCUAAAUCCCCAAUGUCUGUUCUGCAGUUUGAGAGAAAAGACAGCCCUAGCAUGGCUAGAAAUGGAAGUUGUUUUCUAGUCAGGCACACUCCUCAUCCCAGAAGGGUCUGCCACAUAAAAGGUUUGAAUAACAUCCCUAUAUGUACUGUGAAUGAUGAUGAGAAUUCAUUCAGAACAUUCUGUGGUUCUGGCUACUUAGAGAAGGAUGAGGCACCAUUUGCCAGAGGCAGUAACUCACCCAGCACCGCAGGCCUGGAAAUCCCUGUCAGAGAAGUCUCACCUGCUUUGCACACUGUGAAGAUGCCCCCACGGCCUCAUUCUGAGCCCUAUAAAAAAGUCAAGGAGUGCUUCAAAACUUCCAGUGAGAAUCCUUUAGUAAUUAAAAAGGAAGAAAUUAAGACAAGAAAUUCACCAUCAUCUCCAAAGGCAUGCUCGAGUGCUGGCUCCUGUUUCUCAGAAGCGAUAAGUACCAAAACUGACACCAAAACUGUUUGCAUACCAAACUACCUGGAUCAGGAAAUAAAAAUCCUGGCAAAGCUAUGUGAGAUUUUACAUACUGAUUCUCUGGCGGAGGUUCUACAGUGGUUGCUUCAUGCAAGUUCAAAAGAAAAAGAGUGGGUUUCAGCUUUGAUUCACGCUGAGCUGGCCGAGAUAAACUUGUUGACUCACCGUGGAAGAAACACCUCAACAGAAUCAGCAGCAGAGACCAGGAGACAACCCACAGUUAAAUCUCCCCCAAAUGCACCUGCAAAAUCAAAAGUGCUGACAAGAUCUAGGGAAGGGCAUCAACCAAUCAGAGUGUCAAGCCAAGGAUCUGAAGGAAAUAAGGAAAUACCUAAAGAAGCUGAGUACAAGUCUCCAUUGUUUAUAAGAAAUAACAUGAAAAUGCCCAUUGCAGAAUAUUUCAGCAAACCGAAGUCUCCUCCCAGGCCUAAAAUUCAGGACAGCAUAUUUGCAAAACCCGGGUCAGCAAGGAAUACACAACAAAGAAACAAUCUCUGUCUUCAAAGAGCGUGUUAUCCUUUAACAUACCAAAGAUAG
This is a messenger RNA of Orycteropus afer afer, 1053 nucleotides long. It is a transcript of the gene CUNH4orf17, whose product is annotated as chromosome unknown C4orf17 homolog. The record is from RefSeq and is a predicted model, not a curated record. The transcript is spliced from 8 exons. Lineage: Eukaryota; Metazoa; Chordata; Mammalia; Tubulidentata; Orycteropodidae. Bases 1 to 1053 code for a protein of 350 amino acids.